Pungitius pungitius (ninespine stickleback) is the source of this 5003-nucleotide messenger RNA. It is a transcript of the gene pcdh10b, whose product is annotated as protocadherin 10b. The coding region runs from base 532 to 3423 and encodes 963 amino acids. Lineage: Eukaryota; Metazoa; Chordata; Actinopteri; Perciformes; Gasterosteidae. The transcript has 5 exons. Gene Ontology annotation, cellular component: plasma membrane. Gene Ontology annotation, molecular function: calcium ion binding. The record is from RefSeq and is a predicted model, not a curated record. Gene Ontology annotation, biological process: homophilic cell-cell adhesion.
AAAAAGCAAAGAGUUGAGUGAACAGCAUCAGUAGAGAGUAGAGUGGAGGGGACCGCAGUGAGUAUAACAGGGUGGCAGGAGGACAGACACCCAGCCCGAGAGCGCGAGGACAUGUACCGUCAGAUCACAGGGACAAUCAAAGAAAGCUAAACCGAUCUCUUGUUGUUUUUAUGUGGAUACCUGUUUCCUCGUUUCCCAAACGCGCUCCGGACGGGUUCCAUCACACUGCGCUUCAUUGGAAUGCGCGCAGCAGCUUCCACGGACACUCGGAGACGCGUGACAACGGAGAAUAGACAGAACAAAUAGGCUCAAAUAGGCUGCAGUGUUCAAAACUCUUUCUACUAAUAGAAAUGCUUCUUUUUUAAUGGGACAGCCUUUUCCGGACGUUUUAUAAGUUUCUGGAGAUUUUUAUGCAUUUUUGGAGACUUUACCUGCCUGAGGAAAUGGGUGAUGGGGCCGGAUGUUUUGUCUAAUAACAGUGGAUAUUGCAGUCAAUAAAAUUAUCGACCCAAGUGCACUUGUUUCCCUGCGAUGAUUGUGCUUUUGAUUGUCCUGUGCAUCGCGGAUGGAGUUCUCUCUCAGAUACGUUACUCGGUGCCGGAGGAGGCGGACCAUGGCACCUUGGUGGGGAAUAUCGCCGAGGACCUGGGGCUGGACCUCACCAAACUGGCCUCCCGCCGUUUCCAGGUGGUGCCCAGCUCUCGCACGCCGUAUCUGGAGGUGAACCUGGAGAACGGCGUCCUGUUUGUGAGCGAAAAAAUCGACCGGGAGCAGAUCUGUAGGCAGAGUCCUAGCUGUCAGCUCAACAUGGAAGUGUUCUUGGAAAACCCACUGGAGCUGUUUCGGAUCGAGAUCGAAGUGGUGGACAUUAACGACAAUCCGCCCAGCUUCCCGGAGACGGACAUCACGGUGGAGAUCUCAGAGAGUGCCACUCCGGGCACCCGUUUCCCUUUGGAGAGCGCGUUCGACCCGGACGUGGGCUCAAACGCGUUGCGCACUUACGAUAUCACCACCAACAACUACUUUUACCUGGAUGUGCAGACUCAAACGGACGGAAACAAGUUCGCCGAGCUCGUCCUGGAGAAGCCACUGGACCGGGAGCAGCAGGCGGCGCAUAGGUACGUGCUGACCGCGGUGGACGGCGGUCAGCCUCCGCGGACCGGCACCGCGCUGCUGGUGGUGAAAGUGCUGGAUUCUAAUGAUAACGUGCCAGUGUUUGACCAGGCCGUCUACACGGUCAGCCUCUCGGAGAACGCACCGGUGGGCACGCUGGUCAUACAGCUGAACGCCACCGACCUGGACGAGGGACUGAACGGGGAGAUCGUUUACUCCUUCAGUAACCACAUAUCCAAUCGCGUAAAGGAUCUGUUCAGCAUUGACCCGCGCACCGGCCGCAUCGAGGUGCGCGCAGAGGUGGACUUCGAAGAGAGCAGCCUCUAUCAGAUAUUCGUCCAGGCCAAGGAUAUGGGGCCGAACGCCGUGGCCGCGCACUGCAAAGUGCUGGUCAAAGUCACCGACCUGAAUGACAACGCACCGGAGAUCACCUUCAGCACCGUCACCGAGUCGGUGAGCGAAAAGGCUGCCCCCGGCACCGUCAUUGCUCUGUUGAGCGUCACGGACCAGGACGCGGAGGAGAACGGGCAGAUCCACGUGGAGAUCCUCGGCGAUGUCCCGUUCAAAUUAAAAUCGUCCUUUAGGAAUUAUUUCACCAUAGUGACCGACGGCCCGCUUAACCGGGAGCAGGCGGACUCCUACUCCGUCACCGUAGUGGCGCGGGACAAAGGGACGCCCUCUCUGGCCGCCAGUAAGUCCAUCCGAGUCCAGGUGUCAGAUGAGAACGACAACGCGCCCACGUUUACGCAGACCAUCUAUGAUGUGUAUGUGACCGAGAACAACGUGCCGGGGGCAUACAUACACGCCGUCACGGCUCGGGACCCAGACGUUGGGCAGAACGCGCUCAUCAGCUACUCCAUAUUAGAGUGUGACAUCCAGGGCAUGUCGCUCAAAACAUACGUGUCCAUCAACGAGGAGACAGGCUACCUGUACGCACUCAGGUCCUUUGAUUAUGAGCAGUUGAAGGAUUUCACUUUCAUGGUCCAGGCCAAAGACUCAGGCGCACCAGAGCUCUUCUCCAACGCCACGGUCAAAGUCAUCAUUGUGGACCAGAACGACAACACGCCUGUGGUUCUGGCCCCGCUGGGGAAGAACGGCACCGCCAAAGAGCCCCUGCCCCGCACCGCCGAGCCGGGCUACCUGGUGACCCGCGUCGUCGCCAUGGAUGCGGACGAUGGCGAGAACGCCCGGCUUUCCUACAGCAUCCAGAGGGGGAACGAGAACGGCAUGUUCCGGAUGGACUGGAGGACCGGUGAGCUGCGCACAGCGAGGCGGGUGUCUGUUAAGCGCGACCCCCACCAGCUGUACGACCUGCUGAUCGAGGUGAGGGACCACGGCCAGCCGCCGCUGUCCUCUAGCGCCAGCGUGCUAGUGGUGCUGGUGGACAGCGUGGCCGUGGGGCGCGGCGCUGGGGACCGCGCGGGCACUGCCAAGGCCAAAGACGGCACUGUGGACCUCACGCUUAUCCUCAUCAUCGCCCUGGGCUCCGUCUCAUUCAUUUUCCUCCUCGUCAUGAUCGUGCUGGCCGUACGCUGCCAGAAGGACAAAAAGCUGAACCUUUACACCUGCCUGACCAGCGAGUGUUGCCUGGGCUGCACUUCCUGCUGCUCGCGGCAGGCCCGUGCGCGCAAGAAAAAGCUCAGCAAGUCGGAUAUCAUGCUGGUGCAGAGCGCCGGCAGCGUCAGCGGGGUCGGCAUGGCUCAGGUCCCCGUGGAGGAGUCGGGGAGUUUUGGCUCCCACCACCAAAACCAGAACUAUUGCUACCAGGUAUGUCUGACUCCGGAGUCUGCCAAAACCGACCUCAUGUUCCUAAAGCCGUGUAGUCCGUCUAGGAGCACAGACACCGAUCACAACCCGUGCGGGGCCAUAGUGACAGGGUACACAGACCAGCAGCCCGACAUCAUAUCAAACGGCAGCAUUUUGUCGAACGAGACCAAACACCAGCGAGCUGAACUCAGCUACCUGGUAGACAGGCCGAGACGUGUCAACAGCUCGGCGUUCCAGGAGGCGGACAUGGUGAGCUCCAAAGACAGCGGCCAUGGGGACAGCGAGCAGGGAGACAGUGACCACGACGCCACCAACCGAGGCCACGCCUCCGGCGCCGAUCUCUUCUCUAACUGCACGGAGGAGUGCAAGGCCCUGGGCCACUCCGACCGCUGCUGGAUGCCCAGCUUCGUGGCGUCCGAUGGGCGCCAGGGCCCGGACUACCGCAGCAACCUCCACGUGCCCGGCAUGGACUCUGUCCCGGACACAGAGCGAGGAAAAGGGUUUGCUAGCUCCUUCCGGGUGGACAUACCGGAGACAGCGUGACUUUGCACAAGCACCCCCCCAAUCACCAAGGCCAUAUAUAUAUAUAUAAAUAUAUAUACAAAAAGAGCAUCAAGAUUUUCAACCCAUUUGCCCUCCUUCCCUCGUUCCUCCACAGCAAGAAGUUCUAGAACACACACACACACCUUGAUACACAGGACGAUGAACCAACCCCCUCUCUGGAAUUCUCCCGGAGCUUUGCUGGACUUUGGAGCGCCCCCCACUCUCGGGAUUAGGAGACACCAAGUGUUUUUUGUGUGUGUGUGUGUGUGUGUGUGUUGGGGGGGGGGGGGGUGAUGGAUGGGAAAAGGCAGGUAGACGGAUAAGCCUUACCGGGAGGACCCCAUUGUCUCAGCCGGACUGAGAGACAGAGAGGUCAACCCACCGAUCUCUCCCACCCGAUUCCCAUCUGCGAGUGCCUGUUUACAGUACUGAUGUAUAAAAAAACAAUGUAUGUGUACUAAGAGACUAAUCGAAACCACAGCCACCCAGAAAACAACAACAACAACCCACCACUGAGCCCUUUAUGCGUUUGUGCUCGCAGAGAGACACCAGAAUUGUACAGGAGAAUCUUUGUGCAUUUCAAAAUGCAAUACCACUGUUUUAGAUUUUUCUAUUCUGUUAGUGCGGUCAGGUGUCUCUAUUCCGAUUUACUUUGAAGUUUGUAAGAAGAAUUGUUGACAGGAUAGGUGUUAUCCGAUGAGUUUAUUUCACGUUUGGGUUCCUUUUGCUUUGAUGCUCACACCUUUGGCGUGUUUGACCGACACCUUUCUGAUUCUCAGACGUCCAGUAGUUUUCUAUCAUGUGUGAGAAGUGUUUACUGUACUCUUUUAAAGUUUCGAGCUGAAUAUAAAACUCUCUCUAUACAUAUAUAUAAAUCUAUCUAUAUCUACAUGUUCUGAAGGCGUGCUUUCUGUUUGCAGACUCCACAUUGUGAUUCAGAGGACUGAAGAAGGCUUUUUGUUUGUUUCCAAGCAAGCGACACAAAGAGAGACAGAACAGCCUUAGCAGAUGUUAAACUCAAGUUCUCCUUGUUAGACAUUAUUUCAUGAUUCUUUUUUUCACUUUUGGAUAUUGAUAAAGAACAUGUCUAUAAAUAUAAAAAGGAAGUCAUAAUUUAGAUUGAAAUUCAUGGUAACUCUGUGUCAUUGUAACCAAUUUUAAAGGUCCAUUUAUAAGAAACAGAAGUAAACAUGGCUAAAUGCAAACAGUGUUGUACACAAUAGAGUGGAAUAGGGGAUGCACACAUGUCUUUCUCACCCAUUAAAAACACAAACACACCAAUAUGCCAACAAUAAACUGAAAAGAAGUGGUAAAAGAGGUCGGGUCUGAUGUGCUUUUUGUUAAAUGUUAUUUCCUAACUGAAAUGACCCAGAAGCUGCUGAUAUCCUCUGAAUGAGAAGGAAUGAAGCCUCAAGCCUCCUACCUCAUCUCCUUUAGUAUAGGAAACACCAAACGACUCUUUAGGAAAGGACAGGAGAUAAUGUUUUACCACAAUCUCUUUCAGCAACUACAUUUAAAGCGACGCAGCAUUUGGCUUUCAUUGCAUAUCAGUUCCUUUGGGUACACUUUGGGUGCUGAUG